AUGGGGGUACUCAGCCAGAUUGUUCGAUCAAAUUUUAAAUUCAAAAAGCAAUACUAUUGGAUUAAAAUUUACAAAGCAACAAACAAUUAUGCCUUGAAGAAAUCGUGUAAAAUCAGUGAAUUUAUCGUGAAGAAAAAAACACCGGUAGAGUCUUUAUCAGCAAGUACAGACGAGCUUAUUAAAGAUAUUUUAAAAGUAAUCGAAGAGAAAGUUAAUGUAAAGUUGGAGCAGAUAAUUGCCGUGAAGGAGCUUGAGCAAACAUUUAAAGCCAAUAAAUACAUAAACAAGGUUGACAAUGUAUUGCAAGAUCUUGAGUCAAAGGAAAGAACACUUGGCUUCUUUGAGAGUCUAGGUUAA
Molecule: messenger RNA, 357 nt
Organism: Phycomyces blakesleeanus NRRL 1555(-)
Lineage: Eukaryota; Fungi; Mucoromycota; Mucoromycetes; Mucorales; Phycomycetaceae
Exons: 2
Coding region: 1-357 (118 amino acids)
Source: RefSeq, a predicted model, not a curated record